Molecule: messenger RNA, 642 nt
Organism: Balaenoptera acutorostrata (minke whale)
Lineage: Eukaryota; Metazoa; Chordata; Mammalia; Artiodactyla; Balaenopteridae
Gene: CFAP126
Product: cilia and flagella associated protein 126
Exons: 5
Coding region: 1-642 (213 amino acids)
Biological process (GO): cilium organization
Cellular component (GO): ciliary basal body
Source: RefSeq, a predicted model, not a curated record
AUGGCCACUAACUACAGUGCCAACCAAUAUGAAAAAGCUUUCUCACCCAAGUAUCUGCAGAACUGGUCUCUCGCCAAGCCAACAAAAGAGAGGAUUUCUUCCCAUGAAGGCUACACUCAGAUUAUCGCCAAUGAUCGUGGUCAUCUGUUGCCUUCAGUGCCCCGUUCCAAGGCAAGUCCUUGGGGUUCCUUCAUUGGCACCUGGCAAAUGCCUCUGAAGGUACCCCCUGCUCGGGUGACCCUGACCUCCCGUACAGCUGCUGGUGCUGCCUCCCUUACCAAAUGGAUACAGAAAAAUCCUGAUUUACUCAAGGCCUCCAAUGGGCUACAUCCUGAAAUCUUAGGCAAGCCCCGUGAUCCAGAUAGUCAGAAGAAACUUGAGAAGUCUAUCACAAAGACUGUACAGCAAGCACCAAGUCCAACCAUAAUCCUAAGCUCCCCAGAAUCAAAUCUCAAUUCCCCAGAUCAACUCCAAAGCUCACACCCCUCUGAAGGUCACACUCCGGGUCCCCAAAGCCCACCCAACUCUCCAAAGAGUCCACCUGGAAGCCCAUGUAUGCUAGAACACUGUGCAGGUCCUAAUUUAGCCGAGGUCCAGAAAUGCAAACCUGGAACUCCAUUAGGGACUAAGGGACCACACUGA